Messenger RNA from Zootermopsis nevadensis, 2697 nucleotides. It is a transcript of the gene cactin, whose product is annotated as cactin, spliceosome C complex subunit. NCBI's taxonomy places the organism in Eukaryota, Metazoa, Arthropoda, Insecta, Blattodea, Termopsidae. Gene Ontology annotation, cellular component: cytoplasm; spliceosomal complex. Gene Ontology annotation, molecular function: protein binding. Gene Ontology annotation, biological process: mRNA cis splicing, via spliceosome. The record is from RefSeq and is a predicted model, not a curated record.
UCUGCUGUCUGUCAUGGUUGCCAUUUGUCUAUUGAUGGUUAAGGAAGAAGCAAGUUGUUGUUAACUACGUAAUUAUAAUGUAUUUGUGUGGCUGUAAUUAUAAAACAAAUAUAAUUUAAUACCUGUGUACAUGUUGUAAUAUAUGGAUCGUAAUAGAAGCCGAACUCCUCCGAGGAAGGGGGCUGGCAGUUCUUAUGACAAAUAUGGAACUCUGUCAAAGAACCACAAAAGUGAAAGAAAUGAAAGUGUCUUUGGUUCAUCCAUUCCGUCUGACAGUGAUAAUAAAUCUAGUAGGAAGAGCAGAAGUAGUAAGUCUCCACCAAGGAAGAGGUUAAGUAAGAAGUCAAAGAAGAAAAGUAGCCGUGAACAUUCACCAUAUAAAUCCAAAUAUAAGUACAGGAAAAGGUCAUCUAGAAGUAACAGUCCAUCCAGUUCUUCGGACUCUGACUCUGACUCAUCUGCUAAUUCAGUGAAAUUGCUGCAGAGACUGAAAGAAGAGAGAAUCCGUCACGCGGAGGAACGUCGACGGCAAAAGGAAUUGCUCAAGGCCACGGAAACGCCAGAAGAGAAACGGUUGCGAAGACUGCAGAAGAAGGAGGCUAAGGAACGCAAAAGAAAAGAACGAAUGGGCUGGGACAACGAUUACCUGCACUAUACCAACACGGACAAUCCCUUUGGGGAUGGUAACCUGCUGGCGACAUUUGUGUGGUCUAAGAAACUGGACAAGGAAGGACUGACAGGCGUCAGCAGAGAGGAGCUGGAAGUUCGAAAUCGGCAGAAGCAAGAAGAGAAUCGCAGGGAAUUGGAGAAGGUCAAGAAACGCAGACAGGAGCGUGAGCUGGAGCGGCAGCAGCGUGAGGAUGAGAUGUCGCUGAUGCAGCGCAGCAAGGAGGCGGCGCAGUUCCAGGAGUGGGAGCGGCAGGAGGACCAAUUCCACCUGGAGCAGGCCAGACUGCGCUCCCGUAUCCGCAUCCAGGACGGACGAGCGAAACCUAUUGACCUGCUUGCUAAGUACAUCAGUGCAGAGGAGGAAGUGGAUGCAGUGGAGAUGCAUGAGCCAUACACGUACCUCAACGGACUCACCAUCAAAGACUUGGAAGACCUGAUUGAGGACAUCAAGGUGUACAAAGAGCUGGAACGGGGCAAGAAUUUGGAUUACUGGAAUGACAUCACUGUCAUCGUGGAGGACGAGUUGCACAAGCUGCGUAAAUUGGAGAAACAGAGUGCGUAUGAAGCAGCUGUUGGCAGACGUGAAGGGAUCCAUCAGUCUGUGGCAAAGGAAGUUGCCUCGGUGUUCAAAGGGAAAACUGCUGCGCAGUUGGAGGCACUGCAGCUGCAGAUCGAGACGAAGAUCGGCGGGAAGCCGGAGGGUGUGGAUAUUGGUUACUGGGAGUCUCUUCUGUCGCAGCUGAAAGCUCACAUGGCAAGAGCAAGACUGCGGGACAGGCACCAGGACAACUUGCGACAAAAGCUGGAGAUGCUCAAGGCGCAGCAGGGGGUGGCUGUAACCGGCGCGGAGGAGGAGACGGGCGAAGGGGUGGAAACCACAGUUAAGACAGAACCAGACUCUCAGAGUGAAGCAGUCAGCGUUCAUGAAUCGUCAGAGAGCGAGGAGGAUGAAGGGGAUGAGGUCAUGCGAGGAAACGAGGUGGCAGACGCCAUGCUGUCCGAGAGCUUCGCCGACUAUGAGUCUGGAGGAUACAGCCCUGCGUACACGAGUCAGUCGCAUCUCGACCCUGGAACCUUUGUGAUUAACGAGGAAGAUGACCUCCAGAGACUGGAGUUUGCCAGGAUACAGGUGCAAGGCACGGGCAGUCGUGUUGAGAGCGUGAUAACCGCAGAGGAGCAAGCGCUGCAGCGAGAAGCUAGGAAGGGCAUGACGGCAGACGAGGCGGAAUUCUCCGUUGAAACAGCUCUGGAUAGUCAAGUGUACUUGUGGUCAGACAAGUACCGCCCUCGCAAGCCUCGAUACUUCAAUCGGGUACACACUGGGUUCGAAUGGAACAAGUAUAAUCAGACCCACUACGAUAUGGACAACCCUCCCCCGAAGAUUGUGCAAGGCUACAAAUUCAACAUAUUUUACCCGGAUCUUAUCGACAAGAACACCACCCCCGAGUAUUUCCUGACCCCUUGCACGGACAACAGGGAUUUUGCAAACCUUCGUUUCCACGCUGGUCCUCCGUAUGAAGACAUAGCAUUUAAGAUCGUGAAUCGAGAGUGGGAGUACUCCUACAAGCGAGGCUUUCGAUGUCAGUUCCACAACAACAUCUUUCAGCUGUGGUUCCACUUCAAGCGCUACCGCUACCGACGGUAGCCGUGUUGGAUCAAGAUUUGUUUAGUGUUGAAGAUCGACAUUUCGAGUAAAAUGGGGCAUAUACACCAGUCUGUUUUGCUUCGUCAUUCAUGAGUUCAAGCCCGGGUGAUUUCAAACUUGGAUUUGCGUUCUGUUCCGUAACGCAGGUUUCCUUGAAAAUUAUUAUUUCUUUAUAUAAGCUUUAAGGAAGAAGAAGAAGGAUGAAUAAGUACGUAGAAUGGUAAUCACAAGGUUACGACAGUCUUAGAAAAUAUUCUCUUGAUUGAAAAUUAUCUUGGAAUUUAAUGUUCAUGCAGCCGUGCCAUGGAACUGAAAAUGGAACUUCUAGUAGUUGUUGAAACAGCAACCAGAUGGCAGCACAUAAAUGACGGUGUUAUUACCAU